Caenorhabditis remanei is the source of this 1989-nucleotide messenger RNA. RefSeq lists its product as uncharacterized. The record is from RefSeq and is a predicted model, not a curated record. Gene Ontology annotation, biological process: signal transduction. The transcript has 11 exons. NCBI's taxonomy places the organism in Eukaryota, Metazoa, Nematoda, Chromadorea, Rhabditida, Rhabditidae. Bases 1 to 1989 code for a protein of 662 amino acids.
AUGAAGGAUCCAAGUAGGAAGGUCGAUAGAAUAAAGUUGUUCGGUGAAGUUAAUCAUUUAAAUAACGAGGAGAUGCGUGAUCCAAGCCUCGAGGAAGAUGACGGUAGCGAAUCGGACGUGAAUGAUUCAACAAAUUUUUAUCACAGUAGUCAAGAAGAGAACGAAACUGGAGAUAAUAAUGAAUAUUGGGAAGAAUGGGAUGAAGAGAGGAGCGCGAGUGUUCAUGAGAAUACAAUGGUUUCGAUAGGAAUAGCUGACGAUGAUAUCAAUUUGGACGGGAAUUGGUCAGAAGAAAAAGUAGACGAAGUGGACGAAGCGGACUAUCGACUGCGAUGUUACGUCAAUUUCGUGUGUCAGGAAAAACUUUCUAAUGAGUCCAUUGAUAGAUUGGAUAAUUUGAUGACCGUUUUAUAUGGAUCAUCGCCAAUUUUCACAAAAAAAGAUGUUUUGCGGCUAAUUGGUCAUGUUGAAAAAUCACUAAUUCGGAAAACACAUUACUACUGUAACCGUUGUGGAUGCAAGAAGAAGGAAAAACGAGAAAAAUGCGUGAAAUGUCCAAAUUUCACUUUAUCCAAUGAAUGUUUUGAUGAGGAAGGUUCUUAUUGCGGUGGCUUAGGAAGUGGUCUGACAACAAUUACCCAAAAAUAUCAACAUCACUACGCGGGAGAGGGUAUUCCAGCACCCCGAGCAGUAUCCGCUGAUGUCUCCCGUCGUUCCCGUACCUCAUGUGUCUCUCUGUCAACAGACUCCAUAAAUCGUCUGCAUCGAACAUCAAAUCUAUUCCAACUCCAUCCAGAAACUGCAAUGACUGCUGAACAGAAACAGAAAUCCCUUUCGAUUGAAUCUCUAACAAAAGUUCCAGAAAAAGAGAAAGGAAAUCGAUUUGUUCGUAAAGUUGCCACGUCAUUCCGGUUGAGAAAAAACCUAUUGGAUACGGAUGGGGAGGAGAAAAAGAGUAAAGAGGAGAAUAAGAAGAAGAGCUCAGUGACAACAUCUCCUGAACAAAUCUCUUCGUUUCUGGAGAAAAUGGCAACAAGAUCUCUGCCACAGUCACCGAGAACUGAUAGGAAGGCAAAGUUGUAUUCGUCUUUGAACAGUACGACGGAAAAAGUGUCGAAUGUAUUAUCAUGGCUUCCAUCGAAAUCCUCGAAACGACUGAUGAAGAAUAAAAGUGCAACUCAUGAUGUAAGUUUCUAUUUCAAUUCAAACUUUCAGUUUCACAAAGCAGUCUUUUCUGGACUUUGUCAAUCUGAAAACGGUACCUCCCUCAUCAGCUACACACCAGCCAGUACCAGUACUCAAGGAGUGAUUGCAUCGAAUGAGAAUCUGGAAUUGUUAUGCUCAACUUCCACUUCUGGGAUUCCGGUUUACUUGGAGAAGUGCAUUGAGUUUAUUGAGAAUAACGGAGGAUUCGAACAAGAAGGAUUAUAUCGGGUGCCUGGAAACCAAACACAUCUAGCCGAUGUGGAGAAGAGGUCACACGUGGCAAGAAGAUCUGCCUAUAUAAGACGUCGAGAACUCUUAGUUGUUGAUUCUCACCAUGUAAACACAUCUAGCCGAUGUGGAGAAGAGGGCGAAUUCGACGUCUCCUCAUUUGAUACACCUGUCCACGUGGCAGCUACAGCGCUCAAAAGUUUCUUCUCUUGUCUUCCAGAAUCUCUGAUUCCAACUGAUUAUCAUUCAAGGUGGAAACAAGUUAUGAUGGCUGCGGAUGAUAAGGAGAGAAUCGACGGAAUCCGUGAAGCCCUAUCCCACCUGCCCCAUUCAAACCAAACAGUUCUCCGGUAUCUAGUCAAACAUCUUGCAAAAGUGUCAUGUUCACCAAAGACCGUCAUGAAUUCGAAUAAUUUGUCAAAAGUUUGGACACCCACUCUCUUCAGACCGGUGUGGUAUGAAGAACUAUCAUCUGGUAUAAUUGCAUUUCAAUUGGCAUUGGAACUACUCAUCAUCAAUUCCGAUUCACUUUUCUCUCUCAAUACGCUUCUGUGA